Molecule: messenger RNA, 960 nt
Organism: Adineta ricciae
Lineage: Eukaryota; Metazoa; Rotifera; Eurotatoria; Adinetida; Adinetidae
Source: the annotation of a GenBank genome assembly
AUGCGUAUUAUAUAUUUUUCUACUAUCCCUGGUAAAAAAGUUAACGCUGUUUAUGAGAAAAUACAAGAAUUUGGGCACGAAUUAGUAUUAUUUGUAACUAUUCGUGGAUUACCAUCAAUGGUUACUAAUAAUCAUCAAAAAGCUUUUGAAGAUCGUAUCAAAGACUUAAAUCCAAAUAUUCCGACACUAAUAGUGAAUACAAUGAAAGGUAAUUUGGCGAAUAUAAUCACAGCUCUUCAACCUGAUAUUGGUCUUGUUCUGCAGUUUGCCUUUCGGCUAAACAAGACGAUAUUAAGUAUACCCAAAUAUGGGUUCGUUAAUCUACAUCCAUCAAUGCUUCCCAAAUAUCGUGGUCCAAAUCCAAUUGGUUGGCAAAUCUUGAAUAAUGAGAAGACUCUUGGGUUUACAUUUCAUUACAUGGAUGACAAAUAUGAUACAGGCAGGAUUAUUUUGCAAGGUACAAGACCAUUGACGUCAACUGACAACUUUUUUUCUAUUUACAUGCAAGUUCCAGAAAUAUUGAUGGACAAUAUGGCAACAGUUUUUAAACUGGUGCAGCAAGGAUAUAAAGGUGAAAUACAAAAUGACGGCGAACACUCAUACGCUCCAUUUUUUACAGUGGAACAACGUACUAUAAAUUGGGAAAGGCCAGCUAUUGAAAUCGAUUGUCUUAUUCGAGCAACAUCAGUGUGGCAUAAACAUGACUAUCACGCGACAAUGGAAUAUCUUGUUCGCCAAGCAUUGUUCGAGAUGAAUGACAAAAUGAUCAGACCAUUGAAAAGUUUACUAAUAUGUCCGAAAAAUUAUGAUAAUUUGAGUGGCUUGGACAGUCAACAAACAUUCAUGCAGGACAACUCUAGUGAUGCUAAAGUUGGAGAAAUAACUGAACAAUCAACUGGUGAAUUGUUGGUCCAUACAGGAAAUGGCCAACUAUUGAUUACUGACUAUGAACGACUUUAG